AUGUUUACCUCUGUUUAUCAUGUUUACCUGUGUUUAUCGUCCUUACCUGUGAUUGUACAGGAGAAGGCGCGCUACCUGUAUAUUCAGGAGCCACAAGAAGGUCACAGUAAAAAGACUGAAGGCACAAAAUCUCGACAGAGACGCAGCAUCGACUCCCAGUACUACAAGACCUGGUACAACAGAUCUGUGCCGUACAUCUACGACUUCACUUUCUCCGCCCAAGCCCAGGAACAGGUGGAGAACGCCAUCUUUGACAUCCAGAACUCCACCUGCCUCAGGUUCAAGAGGAGGCAGCAGGAGAAGGAUUACAUUCGGUUUAUUCGGCCAGAGACAGGUAGCUGCUACAGUCCCGUGGGUAGGACGGGCGGAUCCCAGGAGGUGGCGCUGGGCGACGCCUGCCUGAACCAUGGCACCAUUCAGCACGAGAUCCUGCACGCGCUGGGGCUCUGGCACGAGCAGAGCAGAAGUGACAGGGACGACUUCAUCCAGGUCAUGUGGGACAACAUUCAGGAGGAGCACCGCACCAACUUCCAACGCCGGAACCUCUCCGAGAGUCACGAGGUUUUCCUCCGGCUGCCCUACGACUACGGCUCCGUCAUGCACUACGCCAACAACACGUUCGCCAAAGAUCGCCGGAAGCCCACCAUCGUGCCCAAACAGGACCUUCCGGUGGGCGUGGUCAUGGGCCAGAGGGUGGGGCUGUCGCGAGGCGACAUGGACAAGAUCAAUGUCUUGUAUAGGUGUGACAUCACCAACUGCUCAUCGCCGGGAAAUCUGACCAAUGGCAGGAUAGAAGGGGCAGACUACUCUGUCGGCUCAAAGCUGUACUACUACUGCAACAGCGGUUACGUCCUCAUUGGUGCUCCGGAGAGAGUUUGUCUCGACAUCGGGGAGUGGUCGGGCCAACAUCCGGUUUGCUUACAGUCGAAUGGCGGGCGCACCUUGAAAUACUGCAGCUUUGACAACCAGACGGCGCCAUUUUGUGGGUGGACCCAGGGCAGUGAUGAUGACCUUGACUGGACUCUACUUGCCGGACCCACGAUGUCCGAGGGGACGGGACCCAAUGUGGAUCACACCCUGAGUACUGUCUAUGGUGUGUACGCCUAUGUAGAGGCCAGUAACCGAAGUCCCAGACAGAAGGCCAGGCUGGUGUCCCCUGUCAUCAACAUGGGCUUCUCCACCACCUGCCUCGUGUUCUACACCUCCAUGCACGGGGACCUGAUGGGGAACCUGACCGUCUACAAGGUCAACCCUGGAAGCAGGAACCCCACAGAAAACAACGCGCUCAUCACGAUAGUCGGGGAUCAGGGGGAGCAAUGGAAACAAGUUUUCUUAGCAAUUGAAGGGAGUAACACCCCUUUUACCAUCAUAUUUGAAGGCGUGUUGGGUUAUGGCUACACCAGUGAUAUCGCUGUUGACGACAUCGUUAUAGGUGAUUGUAACACCUUUAAGCCACUGGCCAU
Messenger RNA from Physella acuta, 1463 nucleotides. Its product is annotated as MAM and LDL-receptor class A domain-containing protein 1. The record is from RefSeq and is a predicted model, not a curated record. Lineage: Eukaryota; Metazoa; Mollusca; Gastropoda; Physidae. Gene Ontology annotation, molecular function: metalloendopeptidase activity; zinc ion binding. Gene Ontology annotation, cellular component: membrane. Gene Ontology annotation, biological process: proteolysis.